AUGGAUAGGGGCUCCUCAUGGAUAGAUGAGACUUUGCGUCAUACUUCUAAAGAACUUCUUAUAAAGCCAGCAUGGGUAGUGAAGCCACCCAAGCCAAAACAUAGGAUAACGAGAAAUAGUUGUAUGAGUUGCAAGAAGUUGAAAAUCAGAUGCAAUGAAGGAAUACCAAGGUGCGAGUAUUGUGCUGCUACAGGUAGAAUAUGUAAUUACGCAAACUCAGCAUCGUCAAAACAAAAGAAAGCAGUUCUUCAGAUGCAAAGCGCAGCUUUCUGUACUCCUUCAACAUUACUCAACUCAAACUGGCAAAGUGUUGGAAUUUCGAAAUUUACUUACAAAUUACUUCAUUUCUUUCAGAACCAUUGUGUUGACAUGCUUACGUUUGGAAUAAACAGGGAGCUAGAAAAGGUAUUGACUAUCGACGUACCAGGUCUUUGGCAGAAAUCAUCCCUUGUUCGGCAAGCCAUGCUUCUGUUUAGUGCACUAAAUUUGUGGCCCUUUUGUAAUUUGGAAGAUAACCUCUAUCAAGACUCACCUGAUGAUGAUGCUUUGCUAACAUUAUUGAACUCGAACACACAUGGUGACUUAAUGAAGAAAUUGAUCACAGGACCGUCUUCUUUAGAAAUGGGACCAAUAAAUUCAGAAAAUUAUAUCACAAUCCAUAAAUUUGAUAAAAUUAAAGACAUUAAUUACGAUAAUGAAAGUAUGUUGAAAGAUCGCAACUUGUUUUGUGCAACCACUGGCUACUUUAUGGAUAGCUUGCAGCAAUAUUCUACUGCUCUAUCUGAAGCCCUGAGUUUCUUAACAGCAUCGGAUAGCGAGGAAACGGGAUCCGUUCUUAGUCAAGAUGAAAUAUUAUUGAAAUCAGCUGAACUCAUGAUUUCGGGUGUACUCAUUCUUGCAUUCUUGAUCUUCCAUCCACAUAAAUUACUACCUUUGGUCAAUUUUGGUGAACUGGAAGAAGAGAUUGGUCAAACCGAUGUCAUGGCUAUUGCCAAGGGAAUUAUCUUCAUACAAAAAAAUGCACCAAACAUUCUAAGGGCAUCACCAUAUAAAAUAUUUUUAGCUCACGAUGAUGUAUUACCCUCAAUCUCAAGAGAGUAUCCUUUAAUUGAGAAAUUGAAAUCCAGGUUAGAUGAGUGGGUUGCUGCUAAUUUUCUUGGUAUUCUGGCAAACUCUGAAUCUUUAGAACUUUUAGAAUCAUUCCAAAAAUCGAUUUGCUUGAUAGAAGUGUGCUAUAAUGAAUGUAUAGAAAAGUGUUACCCACAUCGACUCUUCCGCUGUUUCAUUUCGAGCUCGCCCUACCUAGAAGCACCAGUCAGAAACAAGGAUAGAUUUGCGUUGAAAUUGGUAUUCUACUGUUCAUCGUUAUGCAUGAUAUGCAGAUUACAAUUAUUCGAUGGAUGUUCAGUGUGGUCAGAUUAUAUGAACUGGUACAGAGACUAUAACUUCAAAACAUAUGGUGGGUGGUUCAAUAGUGACGAUGAAUCCUUAUAUGAUUUAGUCUUUAGGAAUGACUCUGAAUUCCACUUGACUAAAUUCAGUAAUCUAAAAUUUCUUGAUUUGAAUGAUGUGGAAUCGUUUUUCGAAUUAAAUAGGUAA
Messenger RNA from Dujonia railenensis, 1599 nucleotides. NCBI's taxonomy places the organism in Eukaryota, Fungi, Ascomycota, Pichiomycetes, Serinales, Debaryomycetaceae. The record is from the annotation of a GenBank genome assembly.